GACAUUUGCGCCAUAUAUGUGAACCUCGCCAAUGAAAGUAACCCCAAAUACAAGCACUUCUGUUUGGCCGUCGGCUCCGACGACAGGUCCUAUUCUGCGGAUCUGUUCCCCGCGGCCGCAGACGUACUCAUUAAGUCUGGUUUCGUCAGUCUCUCCACUGAGACGCUAGAAGUGGCCAAAUGUGUGGACAUUCUGUUAGUACACCACAGAAGUCGCGAAAUCAAUAUGAAUGACGUGCCCGAAGAGUUCACCGAUCCUAUCAUGAGUUCCCUAAUGAGCGAUCCCGUCAUUCUCCCCAACUCUGGCGUCAGAGUUGACCGCUCGACCAUCGCUCGGCAUUUGCUCAGUGACCAAACGGAUCCGUUCACUCGGGCGCCGCUGACCAUGGAUUUGGUGGUUCCAGAUAUUGAACUCAAGCAACGCAUUAAGGCUUUCGUCGAGGAAAAACUUAAAGCGAGAGAACAAACGAAUAAAUAGUUAAUAUAUUAAAUAAAACAAUAAGUGUAUAAUCUUUUGUAAAUGUUAUUCAAAUUGUUUUUUAAUUUCUGAGAUAUAUUUGUUGUGAAAAAGUUUAUUCAAAUUUUAUAUGAAUUCAGAUUAAAAUAUUUUCCAAAAUAA
This is a messenger RNA of Medioppia subpectinata, 618 nucleotides long. The record is from the annotation of a GenBank genome assembly. Lineage: Eukaryota; Metazoa; Arthropoda; Arachnida; Sarcoptiformes; Oppiidae.